ACCGCCAUUCCGCCCCAAAACUUUCCGUUUCCCCCAUCCCACUCUCCGGGACUUCCUUGUGCCGCCCGUGCGCGCGGAGGGGGGGGAGGAGGCGUGUGCGGCGGCGGCGAGGGGGGAUUCGCAGCCUCCUGGCAGGCUGGCCGGGACCCCGGGGGAAGAGGAGUUGCACCAUGCGCGGCAAGUGAGGGAAAGUCUCCGCCAGCAGCAGCGCCGCCGCCCCCCGCAGAAGUUGGGGCUCUCCCCGCCCGCGGGAGCGGGAGCUGUGCCUUUAACGCCCGCUGCGCCGCGAGGUACCUAAGGAUAAAACUGGCCUGAAGGGAAAAUCUGGGGCAAACUGGGGACCUUGACUGUUCUUGCACCUGACCCCCUCACGUGUCAGAUGUGGUGAUCUCCAUGGUAACUCAAACCCCCAGACUCUGGACAGCAGCCUGCGAGGAGCAGCAUUCAGCAGCUCAAGGGUCUCACGACCAGAGCGUGGAUCACACUUCUCGUAAACCUCAUCAUAGUGAGGUUGGGCUAAGAUGAGCAUAACCAGUGACGAAGUGAAUUUCUUGGUGUAUCGCUAUCUCCAGGAAUCGGGUUUCUCCCACUCGGCCUUUACCUUCGGUAUCGAGAGCCACAUCAGCCAGUCCAACAUCAACGGAACACUAGUGCCACCUGCUGCACUCAUCUCCAUCCUCCAGAAGGGGCUCCAGUAUGUGGAGGCCGAGAUCAGCAUCAACGAAGAUGGUACAGUAUUUGAUGGCAGGCCGAUAGAGUCCCUGUCUCUGAUAGACGCGGUGAUGCCUGAUGUCGUCCAGACCCGGCAGCAAGCGUUCCGAGAGAAGCUCGCGCAGCAGCAGGCCAGCGCCGCAGCAGCCGCGGCGGCCACGGCGGCCACAGCGGGCGCCACGACGACUGCUGUUUCCCAGCAGAACACACCAAAGAACGGAGAAGCCACUGUGAAUGGAGAGGAGAAUGGGGCACAUGCAAUAAAUAAUCAUUCAAAGCCAAUGGAAAUUGACGGGGAUGUUGAAAUUCCUCCUAACAAAGCAACAGUCCUUCGGGGCCAUGAAUCAGAAGUGUUCAUCUGUGCCUGGAACCCUGUCAGUGACCUGCUAGCAUCUGGAUCCGGAGACUCCACGGCCAGGAUAUGGAAUCUCAACGAGAACAGCAACAGCGGCUCCACUCAGCUGGUUUUGAGGCACUGCAUAAGAGAAGGAGGACAUGAUGUCCCCAGCAAUAAGGAUGUGACUUCAUUGGACUGGAAUAGUGAUGGAACACUAUUGGCUACAGGCUCAUAUGAUGGUUUUGCAAGAAUAUGGACAGAAGAUGGUAACCUUGCAAGCACCUUAGGUCAACAUAAAGGUCCAAUAUUUGCCCUGAAAUGGAACAAAAAGGGGAAUUAUAUUUUAAGUGCUGGUGUUGAUAAAACAACAAUAAUUUGGGAUGCUCACACAGGAGAAGCUAAACAGCAAUUUCCUUUCCAUUCAGCUCCUGCUCUGGAUGUAGACUGGCAGAACAACACUACUUUUGCCUCCUGCAGUACUGACAUGUGCAUCCAUGUGUGCAGACUUGGCUGUGAUCGUCCCGUUAAAACCUUUCAAGGACACACAAACGAGGUGAAUGCAAUCAAAUGGGACCCAUCUGGCAUGCUACUAGCAUCUUGCUCUGAUGACAUGACAUUAAAGAUAUGGAGUAUGAAGCAAGAUACUUGUGUACACGAUCUUCAGGCUCACAGCAAAGAGAUUUACACUAUCAAAUGGAGCCCUACAGGACCAGGCACCAGCAACCCAAACUCCAACAUCAUGUUAGCAAGUGCUUCGUUUGAUUCCACGGUUCGGCUGUGGGACGUUGACCGAGGCGUCUGCAUCCACACGUUAACAAAGCAUCAAGAGCCUGUCUACAGUGUAGCUUUUAGUCCUGAUGGAAAAUAUCUAGCCAGUGGAUCCUUUGACAAAUGUGUCCAUAUAUGGAAUACUCAGAGUGGAACUCUAGUCCAUAGCUACAGAGGCACCGGGGGCAUCUUUGAAGUCUGCUGGAAUGCUAGAGGAGACAAAGUGGGAGCAAGCGCAUCAGACGGAUCGGUUUGUGUUCUAGACCUGCGGAAGUAAAAGUGAAAUGUUUUAGAAGAAAUUUCAAAUGGACCAGCAGUGAAUGUGUGGGGAGAAGCACUCUUCAAAACUAUUCUUAACAGCUCCAGAACUGUACAAACUUGAACAAAGUUAGAGUGUACCGUGAAACCGACUCUCCCUGGCCACAGGUGACUUGUAUUUUGUCCGUAACCUUCAUCAAGGAGUAAAAUCGCAGUCACUUCAGAGGGGGAGGGAAUGGUUUCCACCUGGAACAUUCAGCCUUGGAAGCAUGAAGCCACCAGCUAGGCAUUGCACUGUUUGGUUUGCAUCUGAGAACUUGCUCUGAUGGCUGGGGAAAAAAAAAAAAAAAAGCUGUGCCAAAAAAAAAAAAUAAAAAGGAAAAAAAAAAAAAGAAAAAAAAAGAAAAAUGCUGUGAUAAACCAAAAGGGAAAAAAACCCUCCUCCAUGCGGUGUUGUAUUUUUUCCUUCCAAUUUGGACACUACAGUUGCUCUCCCAAAGGACGUUCAAAGACCAGUUUGUACUGAUGAAAUGCUCAACUUUGUAAUCACAACACUUUCUAUUUUCUAGACUACUUUUUUUGUUCAGUGGUUUUUCUAUCAGCUGGAAUAUUGCAGCCUGGAGGACCCCAGGCUUAGGAUGAAACUUUUGUUUUCCUUUUAUUUCUCCCUUCCACUCCCAGCUUUUCCUUCCUUUUUUUCUCCUCUUUCUUUUUGCCCCCUUUUUUUUUUUUUUUUUUCUUUUCCCUGUAUGCCCAUAGUAGAUGCAGCCAGGUGGACAUGACAAUGAAAAUUUUUGACAGACUGCUUCUCCUCUCCUCUAUAACUUCCUUUUCCUUUCUUUCUCUCCAUUUAAAAGAAAAAAAAAUCCUCCAUGCUUCAGAUCUUAGCGUCUCAAGGGCACUUUCAGCAAAUUGUGUAAUAAGUGCUUUAUAUAAGAAUGCAGUGCUGGGGAAGAUUUUUACAGGAGAAAGAUGACUUUUAACAGAAAGAACCCAGUGUAUUUUUGGAAAAAAAAUAUUUUUUAUGUUAAACAGUUUUAAAAGCCUAAAUGGCCACAAAAUGUAGACCAGUUGUGUAAUUCAAGGAAAAAGAAUGACACAGAGUCCAGGGAACAUGAAAGGUGCAGUAUCCUUUUUCUCUCCUCUCUCAGAAAGUGCUGUAAGAAAAAAUGGUGUUUGAUACAAGAAAUACCAGUCCUUUACUAAAGUCCUUUUCCAGCAGCCAGCCAUUUGCAUAGUCUCAUUCCAUUUUUUAUGGCUGUUUGAUGAUGUAAACUUACUCAAAGGGAUUCAGAAACCUGAGACUAUAACAUUCAUUUUCUCUAGUCUGUAUUUCUGUUUGUUUUCAGUAACCAGGAGAAAAUGCUUGUGUAUGUUCUUUCCUCUAGAGAUAGUUCAGAUUUUGACAGAAUAUGGGUUUUGCUGCCUGUGGCCUUGCUGAGCAGUGCUGUCUUCCACUGUUCAUUAUUCCAGUCAGUCAGUGGGGUUUUGCCACUGACUUAAUGAGACCAGGUGGACUGAAAUACAUUGACUGCAUCUGUCACUGCUGAAGAAUGGACUCUCACCAAGCUCCUGUCCAUCCAUGGACCACACACACCCAAAGGCUCUGUCAUUGCAGUGGGUGAUGUUGCUGUCACCACAUGUGUGCUGCAUCCUGCAGGGAAAGCUCUGGGUCUGCACUUGGAGGGUCACUGUCUGCCCAGACUGGUCUGGCCUCAAGGGUGUCCUCAGUGUGGUGCUCUGGAGCAAUGAAUUCAUUAGCUUAUGACAUCCUAUGAAAGUUCCAUCUCAGCAUGUAAACCUCAAUGUGGUGCUCUGGAGCAAUGAAUUCAUUAGCUUAUGACAUCCUAUGUAAGUUCCAUCUCAACGUGUAAACCACUGGAAAGUUGUGGGGUGAAAUGAUCAGAACAACAAUGGAGAGUUCCAAAGCACCACGAAUCCAAUCCACUGUGGACAAGAUUUCCUUACUGCAGCCGUGACACCUGCACAGAUGCCAGCUGAAGACUGCACUGCUCUAAUUGAGGAAAUGACAAAUGCAAAGAAGGACACAUCGGCAGAGUUUACUGAAAGGGCUGUAAACUAUAAGGCAGCCUUGGGUGGUGUCAGGCAUGGCUUAGAUCCUCAGAACUGGCUGAGUCAUGCAGGUGUCUUCUCUACAGCCUAGGCUGGGAUCUGUAGGAGAGAGUAGACAGGCCACAAACCUCUUAAGAAAUGUAGAACUCUGUGGCCCAGAGUCUCUGUAACACAGUAUCAUCCCCUGGGUUUGACCACAGCUGCUGGAGGUGUGAUUUGAUCUGAGCAAAUCCAGAGCCCUCGGGCUGAACUGGUGGUGUGAGACCUGCUGAGAUCCAUCAUCCUGGAAUCUGAACACCAUCUGUUCUCUGGAGUUUUCUUCUCUGUAUGCUUGCAUCUGUAGGGGAUCUUAGUCCUUCUAGUGGAACUAGACGCUGCCAGCUUCAGCUGCAUUUCCUAAAGAUACUUCUUGGGAAAGGAGAAAAGAAUAGAAAGAAGUAACUGCUGAAAAGAAUGGAAAGAAGUAACUGCUGAAAGUAUUAGUUGAAAACAGUUAUGUGGAAUUAUGGUUACUAGUGAUAGUUAAGGUUGUUUGUAAUUUAUCUCAAAUAAUUGGAUGCCAGGCAGUAUCAAGGAUUAUUUUUGGUGUUAAAUGCUUUUAUAUGCUGGUUUUAGUUUUUUGCACCAAGAGCAUGGCUGUAGAUCACCAUGUGGCAGUUUUGCACUCUUUCCUAAUAACCACAUGUACCUGCUAAUUUGAAGUCACUCCUUUUUUUGAAAAAAAAAAGAGGAUUGCUCAAAGAGUCUUGAACUUGAAUACAAGGGCACAGUGUGGUUUUGUGAGGCGUUGUUGGGACAAUGAUCUGAGUGCAGUCAUUGCGUGUAAACGGUUAAAUUCCUGCGCUGCUUUUGGGGCCGUUCUGAGAAUAACAAGCAGAAGUUGCUGGUCUGUGGGAGGGCAGCACUGAUGGGGCUCUGACCUUGCCUCUGUCCCUUGAGUGACACCUGAAUAGGCCAGACCUCAGGGUUUGAAGAGGUUCAUUUGCUCAGUGCUCCAUGGCUGGCUGGCUCCACAGCCCAUGCUUCACAGUUGUUCCCAGGAUAGCUACUGUAGAAAACAGGGCAGUGUCUGUGACACCUGUUCCUUUUUUAACAUUUUUUAAUUUGUCAGAACACCACUUUGCUUGCCUACAUGGAGGUAAGGAGCCAAGAGAAACAAAAUUUGAGUAUCAAUUGUUUUGCAAAGCUCAUGUGUGAGAGAGGCUGCUGCUCCAGAAAGUUUUCUAGAUGGACCAUCAGAGUUAAAAGCAGUGUAUGUGAAGAGCUAAGAAAAUUCACUUUUCUAACCUUCCACAAAAUCCUGAAGACUGGAAAGAUGCUGUAGUAGCAGCAUCUUUAGUAGCUAGUUUUCAACUGAAAUGAGAGCUGUUAAGGAAGGCAGGAGGUGGAGUUGCAAAGGUUAAUCUUAACCUAAGGACAUGGUUUCUUCAGGACACAAACAGUGGGGGCAGAGAGCUUUUCCAGGCUGCAGUUCCAGGUGGGAGUCUCAGCCCAGCCUGCAGCACUGAGCUCCUGGGAGCUCUCCCUCCCUCCCCUCCAGUAGCAGCACAUUCCCAAGCUGGCAGAGCCUCUCUGAGACUCCCCUGCAGCAGAGCUGCACAAAGCAACAGCCCAGGGCACUUGCUAAGAUUUCUGCCUAGAAUUUUGUUUAGAGUUCUUUGUAACAGAAGAGAAAUGGAAAACCUAAGUGACCAAACAGGAUUGUGAAACCAUCCAGAGACUUGCUGGAUUUUUAUUAUUGCUGGCUGUCUGGAACUGGCCUGGGAGUGAAAAAAAACCCAGUUUCUGAAAAACCACUAUAUUCUGUGGGUUAGAAGGAUACUGAAUCUUUUAUGUAGGAAACACUGGGUCCCUUAUGGGGCAAUAAAGGGCCUGACUUACAGGGUUAUACACACAUUAACCCCAUGCUACAUCUUAGAAAUUUCCUUUUAAUUUGUUAAAAAAAAAAAAGAAAAAAAUAGCUAAUUUUAGAGCCAAGUGAAGUGCACUUUGUCAAAUGUAAGGGUCUGCUUUGUUUUUGGGUUUCUUUUUCUUUUUCCCUUUUUAAUUUUUCCUCCUUUUUUUUCCUCUUACUGCCUUUUUAAAAGAUGUGGUUCUUUGUCAAUUGCAGAAAUGUUCUUUCAGCCACUCACUGAAAUUCUGAAUUCUGGCUUCUGCAGUUUUUAUUGUCUGUGUCAGACUUGCAGCCAGACUUGGUUCUCAUUUAAGCAUUUCCCAGGUUCUGUUGAAACAACAUCAACCCUUAUUUUGUUUCUCCCCCACCCACACUUUCUUCAAAUUCACCUUGUGUAUUGUAGCUCAUUUGUUUUAAGGAGAGAAUCAACAGAUCAUAUUCAGUGUCUUGAAUAAAUUGCUAUAUUUUGAUAUUAGAGAA
Molecule: messenger RNA, 6521 nt
Organism: Melospiza georgiana
Lineage: Eukaryota; Metazoa; Chordata; Aves; Passeriformes; Passerellidae
Gene: TBL1X
Product: transducin beta like 1 X-linked
Exons: 17
Coding region: 522-2093 (523 amino acids)
Biological process (GO): regulation of transcription by RNA polymerase II
Cellular component (GO): histone deacetylase complex
Molecular function (GO): transcription corepressor activity; protein binding
Source: RefSeq, a predicted model, not a curated record